UCCACCGAGAGGCGUCCGUCGGCUUCACAAAUCCGCCGUGUGAAUCAGGAUGCUGGGGGGGGGGGAUCCGUGAAGCCGUGGGCUCCUGGACAUGUUAUUGUCAGCGCCGGGAAAUGAACGCUGUUUUUAUUUUAUUUUAAAUCUGACAAAUAUCUCUCAUUAGCAGCAGCAAAACACGCAGCGCUACAGUCCGCAUGAGAGAGGGUUUUCUUUUGAAUGUUUAGACGCUUUUUAAAAAAUAACGUUAUCUUUGCCGGGUGAGAAGAAGCAGACACACCGAGCAGAACUAACAAGCCGCGGCCGCCUGACAGGUGCCGUUGCCCGGCGCAGCGUGGAGAGAUGCCGCCCGUCCAGAGAACCAUGUCUGAUCUUCGUACCCGGUCGGAGGGCUAUGAAAAGACAGAGGACACAUCAGAAAAGACAUCUUUAGCUGACCAAGAAGAUGCCCGACUGAUAUACCUCAACCAGCAGCAGUUCACCAAGUUUUGCAGCAAUCGAGUCAGCACGGCCAAAUAUAAUGUCCUCACCUUCCUUCCUCGGUUCCUCUACUCGCAGUUCAGGAGGGCGGCCAAUGCUUUCUUUCUCUUCAUUGCACUCCUGCAGCAAAUCCCAGAUGUGUCUCCCACUGGUCGCUGGACCACACUGGUGCCGCUGCUCUUCAUCCUGGUGGUGGCAGCAGUCAAGGAGAUCAUUGAGGAUCUGAAACGUCACAAAGCUGACAACGUUGUCAACAAAAAAGAAUGUCAAGUACUGAGGAAUGGUGCCUGGGAGAUUGUGCACUGGGAGAAGGUGGCUGUUGGGGAAGUAGUCAGAGCUGCAAACGGGGAUCACCUCCCGGCUGAUCUCGUCAUACUGUCGUCCAGUGAACCACAGGGUAUGUGCUACAUUGAAACAUCUAACUUGGAUGGAGAAACCAACCUUAAAAUCAGACAAGGUCUCCAAGUGACCGCAGAAAUUAAGGACAUCGACAAUUUGAUGCGUCUCUCUGGGCGGAUGGAAUGUGAGAGCCCAAACCGCCAUCUGUAUGAGUUUGUUGGGAACAUCCGGCUGGAUAGACACAGUACUAUGCCGCUGGGUCCAGACCAGAUCUUACUGAGAGGAGCUCAGCUGAGGAACACCCAGUGGGUCCACGGUGUGGUGGUCUACACAGGACAUGACACAAAGCUCAUGCAGAAUUCCACGCGGCCUCCUUUGAAGCUGUCCAACGUUGAGCGUAUCACCAACUUUCAGAUCCUUGUGCUGUUUGGCUGCCUGCUGGCCAUCUCUCUGGUCUGCUCGAUCGGCCAAACCAUCUGGAAGUACCAGUACGGCAAUGAUGCCUGGUACAUGGAUCUCAACUAUGGCGGGGCAGCUAACUUUGGCCUCAACUUCCUCACCUUCAUCAUCCUGUUCAACAACCUGAUCCCCAUUAGUCUCCUGGUCACACUGGAAGUUAUCAAGUUCAUCCAGGCUUUUUUCAUCAACUGGGACACUGAUAUGCUCUAUGAGCCCACCAACACACCGGCCAUGGCACGCACCUCCAAUCUGAAUGAAGAAUUAGGCCAGGUGAAAUACAUUUUCUCUGACAAGACAGGGACCCUGACCUGCAACGUCAUGCAGUUCAAGAAGUGCACCGUUGCCGGUGUGGCCUAUGGUCACGUCCCUGAGGCUGAGGAGGGUAGUUUUGCAGACAUUGACUGCCACAGCACACACUCAUCAGACGAGGCCGGAUUUAACGACCCAAGCUUACUGGAAAACCUCCAAAGUAAUCACCCGACAGCUGCUGUCAUCCUGGAGUUCAUGACCAUGAUGGCCAUCUGUCACACUGCAGUCCCUGAGCGUGCUGAUGGAAAAAUCACAUACCAGGCAGCAUCUCCAGAUGAGGGAGCUCUGGUGAGAGCAGCACAACAACUGGGCUUUGUGUUUUCUGGUAGAACCCCAGACAGCGUCUUUGUGGAAAUGCUUGGAAAAGAGGAGAGGUAUGAGCUGCUUCAUGUGCUGGAGUUUACAAGUGUGAGGAAGAGAAUGUCAGUCAUCAUGCGCACCCCAUCUGGGAAGAUCCGCCUCUACUGCAAAGGAGCUGACACAGUGAUCUAUGAUCGUCUGGCAGACAGCUCUAGGUACAAAGAGAUCACAUUGAAGCACCUGGAGCAAUUUGCCACAGAGGGACUGCGCACUUUGUGCUAUGCGGUGGCAGACAUCAGUGAGUCGUCCUAUCAGCACUGGCUGGAGAUCCAACACAGAGCCUCCACCGCGCUGCAGAACAGAGCCCUCAAACUGGAGGAGAGCUACGAACUCAUAGAAAAGAACCUGCAGCUGCUCGGGGCCACAGCGAUAGAAGACAAGCUCCAGGAUAAGGUGCCUGAGACCAUAGAGACUCUGAUGAAAGCUGACAUCAAGAUCUGGAUCCUGACUGGGGACAAACAGGAAACAGCCAUUAAUAUCGGACAUUCUUGCAAACUACUGACCAAGAACAUGGGCAUGCUCGUGAUCAAUGAGGACACACUUGAUAGAACAAGGGAAACCCUCAGCCACCACUGUGGAAUGCUUGGAGAUGCCCUCCACAAGGAAAACGACUUUGCCCUCAUUAUUGAUGGGAAGACUCUCAAAUAUGCUCUCACAUUUGGAGUGCGACAGUACUUCCUGGACCUCGCCCUGUCCUGUAAAGCUGUCAUAUGCUGCAGGGUAUCUCCUCUUCAGAAGUCAGAGGUGGUGGAGAUGGUAAAGAAACAGGUGAAGGUGAUCACGCUGGCUAUCGGUGAUGGUGCUAACGACGUAGGAAUGAUACAGACAGCUCAUGUCGGUGUGGGAAUCUCAGGCAAUGAAGGUCUGCAGGCAGCAAACUCAUCUGACUACUCUAUUGCCCAGUUCAAAUACUUGAAGAAUCUGCUGCUUGUCCACGGAGCCUGGAAUUACAACCGUGUAGCCAAAUGUAUCCUGUACUGCUUCUACAAGAACAUUGUCCUCUACAUCAUUGAGAUCUGGUUUGCAUUUGUCAAUGGCUUCUCGGGUCAGAUUCUGUUUGAACGCUGGUGCAUCGGCUUGUACAACGUGAUCUUCACUGCUCUGCCUCCUCUCACUCUGGGAAUAUUUGAGCGCUCCUGCAGGAAAGAGAACAUGCUGAAGUACCCAGAACUCUACAAAACCUCCCAGAAUGCUAUGGGUUUUAAUACCAAGGUCUUCUGGGCCCAUUGUCUGAAUGGCCUCUUCCACUCCGUCAUCCUCUUCUGGUUCCCCCUCAAAGCCUUCCAGCAUGAUACGGUUUUUGGCAACGGAAGAACUCCAGACUAUCUCCUAUUAGGCAACAUGGUUUACACAUUUGUGGUCAUCACAGUUUGUCUUAAAGCUGGCCUUGAGACCUCUUCCUGGACCAUGUUCAGUCACAUUGCCAUCUGGGGAAGCAUCGGCCUGUGGGUGGUGUUUUUCAUUAUCUACUCCUCCCUGUGGCCUCUCAUCCCUCUGGCCCCCGACAUGUCUGGAGAGGCAGAGAUGAUGUUCAGUUCAGGGGUCUUCUGGACAGGUCUGGUCUUCAUCCCCAUCACCUCGCUGGUCUUUGACGUUGCCUACAAAGUAGUGAAGAAGGUGUGUUUCAAGACCCUGGUGGAUGAAGUGCAGGAGCUGGAGGCUUUAUCCAAAGACCCUGGAGCAGUGGUGCAUGGAAAGAGUUUGACGGAGAGGGCCCAGCUCCUGAAGAACGUCUUCAAGAAGAGCACAGUCAGUCUGUACCGGUCUGACUCCAUGCAGCAGAACCUGCUCCAUGGCUACGCCUUUUCUCAAGAUGAGAACGGAGUGGUGUCACAGUCUGAGGUUAUCAGAGCGUACGACACCACCAAACAGAGGACCAACGAGUGGUGAGCACCGGCCUUCUCCUUCCUGGCCGGCCAAUCCGGAGCCACAGCAACCGUUUCUCAUGGCGAUAUUUGAAGAGAAGCCAUGAUGCGAGCGUGUGCCUCCAGCACUGAGGGGAUUUUAGGACAUGAAUAUGAAACGAAUAGAGGAGAGUGACAUUGUGUAAUCUUUGAAAAAGGGGGGAAAAAAACAAGGAGCAAAACAAAUAGUGUUCACUAUCAGCUGUAGUUGUGUGUCCAGCAGACAUGAUGAGCACUGUGCUUUCUUAGCAGUCUGUGGUCUGAAGCUCUUCACUGUUUCACUGUUUGUUGGAGCAAAAUGUCUCCUUUCUUUUGAUUUAUGGAAAAACAGUUUCCAGCACUGAGCCAAAAAAAAGUCUAAAAUCAUUAUAGUAAAUUGAAAUCAAACUCCUAAACACUUGUGAAAGUUAAACACUGAAUGAUGAUUCGUUUUAUUUGAAUAUUUGAACUUGUGUCAGAUUGCCAAAGAGCAGUCGCGUAUACAAUCUUCCAAAUACUCGUGAAUUCGGACAGAAACCUCAAACCAAAUGCAAUCACACUCCUGAGUGUAUUCCAACAUCAAACGGACCGCUUCAGAGCAGACAUUUGUAAUUUAAUUUGCUUUUUGCACUUAAGGAAGCAUCUCUUGUGUAAGGCCUUACAUUUGCUCAUGCCUUCAUCCUCUUUUAAAAUACACCUUUUUUUUCUUUUUCUUUAUUACUUUUUAUAGUUUCGUUAUUAAAGUAUGUAGAUAUUGUGCCUGGUUUUAUUUCUGUUUCUUUUCUUUUUUUUAACUGUUGCCUCCUGCAACACACCGUAGUCCGGUUUCCACCAUUUAUACAGCAGAAGUAUUGCUCUUGACAGAUAAUUGCAUUCCACACUUCACUCCUGUCUCAACAAUCACAACGGUGCCUAUGUAGAACUUUUCCCUCUUAGAAGUAAAAGAUAGCCAAGAGUAGUUUUAGCCAGCUAGCUUAGAGCAGUGCUUCACACACACAUACUGGAGACACAUCA
Molecule: messenger RNA, 4841 nt
Organism: Scomber japonicus (chub mackerel)
Lineage: Eukaryota; Metazoa; Chordata; Actinopteri; Scombriformes; Scombridae
Gene: atp8a1
Product: ATPase phospholipid transporting 8A1
Exons: 37
Coding region: 340-3834 (1164 amino acids)
Biological process (GO): phospholipid translocation
Cellular component (GO): plasma membrane
Molecular function (GO): magnesium ion binding; ATPase-coupled intramembrane lipid carrier activity; ATP binding
Source: RefSeq, a predicted model, not a curated record